Stegodyphus dumicola is the source of this 2153-nucleotide messenger RNA. Its product is annotated as prefoldin subunit 2-like. Gene Ontology annotation, cellular component: prefoldin complex. The record is from RefSeq and is a predicted model, not a curated record. Gene Ontology annotation, biological process: protein folding. NCBI's taxonomy places the organism in Eukaryota, Metazoa, Arthropoda, Arachnida, Araneae, Eresidae.
UUUCAUGUCUGUCAAGAUGGCUUCAGAUGCCGAAAAGCAAAGUAAGGGUGGUGAAAAAGUAAAGAAAUUAACCCAAGAACAAAUUAUUUCUACUUUCAAUCAAUUAAGGCAAGACCAGAAGAAUUUAGUAACUAAAUUAACAGAAGUUGAACAAGAGUUAAACGAACACAGUCUUGUUGUUGAUACUCUUAAAGAUGUUGAUCAAGAUAGAGUGUGUUAUCGUAUGAUUGGAGGUGUAUUAGUUGAAAGAACUGUUAAAGAAGUUUUACCUGCUGUUUCUCAUAACAAGGAACAGUUAGCAGUAUUUCUAGAGAAUUUAAAUCAACAGAUUGAAAAGAAAGGCAGAGAAAUUAAUGAGUUUAAAGAAAAGUACAACAUUCAAAUUAGGAAAGAGGCCCCAUUUCCCAUGUUGGAACCAAUGAAGGAUGAGUCUGAAGCAUCUUCAUCAGGUGUUCUUGUCAAGACUGAAUCCUAGUACUAAUUUGUGUUUGCAAAUUGGACUUAUUACGUCUGAAUGUUUGUUUUGUUUAUUUUUCAUAUGUGAUCAUUUUUGAAAUAAAUUUCUCUGUUACACAUUUGCAUCUGCUUUUACAUUUUAUAAAAUAUUUAUUAAAUGUUUAAAAAUGUAAAUUUGAAAGAGCACAAUGAAACUGCAUCAUCAUUAGUAUUUAAGAGGUUAAUAAUCAUCAUUAAAGUUUCUAGUAAUUUAACUUACAUAUAAAUCUAUCAAAAAAAAUUAAAUGAUAACCACUGUGUAAAAAUAACUUUUUUUUUUUUUUUUGUUAACACCCCCCUUACAAAUGUACACUUUAUUCUGACUUUACCAUGUAGAGAUAUAUUGUAAUUGCAGAUCUGUUUGAUUUUAUAAUAAAUCUAGCAUUAUUUUUUUAACUACAGUAUUUUAUCUCAUGCACUUUAAAUAUGCUGUAUUUAUUAGUAGUAUCAUAUUCUAUUGUAAAAGUAAGGGCAAAAAGAAUUUAAGAAUAUUAGUCGUAAAAUGUGUCUGAUGUUAUUGUUAUUUGUGUUUCGUUUUCUUCAAUCAUGUUUUGAUGCUAUAUGAUUAAAAAAAGUGUUGUUAAUAUUGAUAGGUAAUAACUUAUAUAAUUCCGGGCUAAUCAGAAUUGAAAGUUGACCUGUUAAACUUGGUAAUUUAAAUUUUAAUUACAUUUUAAAAAAAGCAAAUAAAAUGAUAAACUUUUGAAGUAAAGGUAAUAUUUUGAUGUUCACGUUUCUUUAAUAAAAGCCCACAGAUUUUCUACAUAAAAUACUAAAAUUAAAAUCAAUUCAUUUUUACCAUUUUUUAGUAAAAUUUAUUCACUGUUAUUAUGACUGAAAUUUAGGUAUCUGAAUCUUUAAAAUAUGGUAAAAAAUGAUGAAUGAGCUACAUAGCCUGCCAGCUCUUGCAUCACAUCUUCCAAAGAUUUUUAAUUUUCAGCCUUUAUUAAGGAAAGUUUUUGCUAAUUAUUUAUUAAAUUUAUUGAAUUAAUGAAUGUACAAAUAUCAUUCUCCUACUUUUAAUAAUUUUCAGUGUAACUUUUCUUAUUAAAGUUUAUUUGAUCUGAAUUGUCUUAAUAUGUUAUCAACUUGUGUAGAACUUUUAUGAAGAUUCAAACAUCUUUAAUAAUUUAAUAUUUGUAUAUAAUUUUAUUUUACAUCAAUAAAUGAUAUAUUACUAAGUUUGUCCAUACAAUUAUAUAAUUAAUCAUAACCAUUAAUUUUAUUUUUAUCACAUUUAGAAGUACUUUAAUCAAUACAAAGCCAUACUCAGGAUUUUUUUAAUCAUAAAAUAAAGUUAGCUGAAGCACAUACAAUUUAUUAAUUACUUUUUAAUUAAGUAUUAACACAUUUUAUGUCAGAAUAUUAUAAGUAGCUCAAUAACCUGAAUCAUGUAUUGUAAAGUGAAUUUAAGUCGGUCUGAAAUUUGAAAUGGCACUGCUGUGCUACUUGAAAACCCCCUGAAAACUCAGUUUUUCAUAUUUUAAGGUUAUGCUAUUAGUGAAAUUACAAGCAUUAUUAAAAUAACAUCUGGAUGUUUUCUCAAAUAUUGAAUAAUUAUUGUGAUUUUCAAGCUUAAAGAGUUUGGAUCGAAUAACUGCAAAUGUAUUUACUUCAGAAUUCAUGAAAUAAAGUGUCUGCCUAUCAUUGUUGAUUGA